AAGAUGUGUGUGGGAAUAUGAAUCUUUGCUGUUUUCGCCAACCAAUUCGGUCAACCGUCUUUCGAUAACGAAUAUUGCGGCUUGCCUGCCACCUGUCUUGGAGACUAGGCGAAAAGAAGGGGAUAUGACAACACUACUGCAUCUGUCGUCUCCUGAUCUGGUCAAGGAGCGUCUGAUAUAUCUUCGAAGAAUCUUGGAGAACACCCAGGGGAGUUCUAGAGUCACAUGUCCCCACUGCGCUUUUGCAUUCGGUUCGGCAUGCUAUAUAAAUGAAUGGCAUGCGAAAGCUCCCUUAUAUGUCGAACCUUGCGUCGUCCAUGGAGUCAUAAGGUCCAAAGCACUAUUCCAACCUCUCGCCAUCUGCCGGUCUUGGGAAGCUGUGUUGAUGACCUGGUCAUCGACACUGCUCAGAUUGCCGAAAUCUGAGGUUGGAAUCCUUGUCAACUUUCCAUCGUUUCGACAAAGGCUCUCUAUUGGUCAUGCUGUUUGUUGUUCUCCUGAGAAAUCUUCGCCUAUAUCACGACAAAGCUAUGACGGCCCAUACAGAGUGGCGGGGUCGCAACUGCUAAUUAUCAUUCUAUUGGGCCGAUUUUUCCCUGGGACUGCGCUCAAGAUUCUCACCGAGCUCUCUUUCUGGGGCCACAUGAGUGACCCUUUACUGUUGCAAGAUGCAAUCUUAUUGGGAACACCUACCUAGCCAUAACCAAUCUAGAUGGAUGUGAAAGACUUGAGAUGCACGCAUACUGGCUCGGUCUGGAUCCGGAAAUGGUCCAGUAAGCCCUGGUACUCGGACCUACUCCGGAUUAUUGACACCGCAAGAUCGUCCCUUGGAGCUGAAAAGCAGCUACUAAUUAAUCAAUGCGGUGGACUGCCGUUGACUGUCUCCAGAGAUGAUCCGUUGGAGGUCUUGAGGGCCGCCCUUUGUAGCGGCAUUUGCGUGUAUUGCUAUACUCAUCGAGCAUGGAUCAACCCAAGCAACUAACAAGCGGCACUCAUUUACCUUAACGGAUGAUGCACGCCUGUCCACCCUCUGAGGUACUGCUACAAGGCCGUAUCUGAAAUACAACAGAAGGGUCAUCAACCUACUAGUUCAACUCCAUACGCA
Molecule: messenger RNA, 1105 nt
Organism: Aspergillus sclerotioniger CBS 115572
Lineage: Eukaryota; Fungi; Ascomycota; Eurotiomycetes; Eurotiales; Aspergillaceae
Exons: 1
Coding region: 125-697 (190 amino acids)
Source: RefSeq, a predicted model, not a curated record